Molecule: messenger RNA, 748 nt
Organism: Brassica rapa (field mustard)
Lineage: Eukaryota; Viridiplantae; Streptophyta; Magnoliopsida; Brassicales; Brassicaceae
Biological process (GO): translation
Cellular component (GO): ribosome
Molecular function (GO): structural constituent of ribosome
Source: RefSeq, a predicted model, not a curated record
CGAAUGUCACAACUUACAUGUGAUGAUCUAGGCUUGCUCAUGAAUGCCUAGAUCAUAAAAGCCCAUUAUAACCCAAGUAAACAUAAAGCCCAUAAAAGCCCAUUAUAAGUAAAAUCUGCAAAUGCCUUGGCUCCACUCUAAAACCCUUUCAUUUUCGAUUUUGGUAUCGCUUCCUCUUCCUGGUCGCCUUGAAAAUAUCAGUGAGGGAACGAUGAAGGUGAAAUCAUCUGUGAAGAAGAGGUGUGAGUCUUGUCAGACAGUGAAACGCCGUGGAAUUAUAUAUGUCAUAUGUUCAUCCAACCCUAAGCACAAGCAAAGGCAGGGGUACUGCUCCAUCGCUCAUGAAGGAACAAUACCAACUCCCUUGUUUUCUGAGUCGGUUUCUAAUCAGGAAGUGGUGAAGCUGCCUAGUCUGAGAGUAUCUGCCAGUAUGGCGCCUCUUUUACACAAGAGGCCUGAGCCAACAACGAUUUUCGGGUGGGGGGCAGGUUUUGCAUCCAUACUCUUCAAACAAGGGACUCAUUGUAGGCUCUUCUAGACCGCGCCUUGAAUGACCUGAACAACGAGAUAUAUGACAAGCUUGAGUGUUUUUCUUGCAGUUUUUUCUUUGAAACAUAUGUUACUUCAGCAAUUUAAUAAAUUACUUUCUUUGUUUUUGCAAAUUAAUUUUUCCCUAUGUUUAUCUUUCGAAUUUAUAAGGGUAUAAAACUGUUUAACUUUUUGUAUAGAAAAUACAGAAUGUUUAUUA